This is a messenger RNA of Vicia villosa (hairy vetch), 2286 nucleotides long. RefSeq names its product disease resistance protein RUN1-like. Bases 1 to 2088 code for a protein of 695 amino acids. Gene Ontology annotation, biological process: defense response. The transcript is spliced from 4 exons. The record is from RefSeq and is a predicted model, not a curated record. NCBI's taxonomy places the organism in Eukaryota, Viridiplantae, Streptophyta, Magnoliopsida, Fabales, Fabaceae.
AUGUCGUUUGCUUAUUGUGGAGGAUUACCGGUUGCCCUUGAAGUCCUUGGUUCCUCCUUAUAUGAGAGAACAGAAGAAGAAUGGAUAAGUGUACUGUCAAAACUAAAGAGAAUUCCCAAUGAUCAUGUGCAAGAGAAGUUGAGAAUAAGUCAUGAUGGUUUAAAGGAUGACAUGACAAAGGAUAUAUUUCUUGACAUAUGUUGUUUCUUUAUCGGCAAGGACAGAGGUGAUGUUACAGAAAUAUUAAAUGGAUGUGGACUUUAUGCAGGUAUUGGAAUAACUGUUCUUGCAGAGAAGAGCCUUGUAAAAAUUGAAAAGAACAACAAGCUUGGAAUGUAUGAUUUAAUUAGAGACAUGGGAAGAGAAAUUGUUCUGGAAAGUUCAGCAAAAGAGCCUGGGAAGCGAAGUAGGUUGUGGUUCCGUGAGGAUGUACAUGACGUGUUGACAAAAAAUACUGGAACAGAAACUGUUGAGGGAUUGGUUUUGAAGGUGCAAAGAACCAAUAGAGUCAUCUUAAGUACUGAUUCUUUCAAGGAUAUGAAGAAAAUGAGACUUUUAGAACUUGAUCGUGCUGUUCUCACUGGAGAUUAUAGGUAUCUUUCCAAAGAACUAAGGUGGGUCUAUUGGCAAGGAUUUACUUUCAAUUAUAUACCUGACGAAUUUUAUCAGGGAAAUCUAGUUGUUAUUGACGUAAAAUACAGCAGUAUCAAACAAGUGUGGAAGGAAGCCAAGUUGUUGGAUAAACUAAAAAUUCUCAAUGUCAGCUAUUCUAGAUACUUGAAAAAAUCCCCUGAUUUUUCAAAAUUGCCAAAUCUGGAAAAGGUUAUUAUGAAGAAUUGUCCAAGUUUAUCUGAGGUACACCCGUCCAUCGGAGAUCUCAAGAAUAUUCUUCUGAUAAAUUUGAAGGACUGUACUGAUCUUAGAAACCUCCCAAGGAAGAUUUAUCAAUUGAAAACUUUGAAAACUCUCAUACUUUCUGGUUGUUCAAAGAUUGACGAAUUGGAUGAAGACAUAGUGCAGAUGGAAUCCUUGACGACGCUGACUGCAAAAGGUACAUCCGUAAAGCAAGUUCCCUAUUCAAUACUAAGAUUGAAAAGCAUUGGAUAUAUAUUUCUGUGUGGAUAUGAAGGAUUAUCACGUGAUGUAUUUCCUUCUCUCAUUUGGUCUUGGAUGUCACCAACUGUAAACUCCCUCCCCCAUACUUCUCCAUUUGGAGGCAAGUCAUUGUCUUUAGUUUCCUUGGAUGUAGAGAGUAAUAUUAUGGACUAUCAAUCAUCAAUGCUGACCAGCUUGUCGAAACUUAGAAGUGUUUGGGUUCAAUGUCAGUCAGAGAUUCAACUAACUCGAGAAUUGAGAAAGUUUAUUGAUGAUCUAUAUGAUGUAAAAUUUAACGAGUUGGAAACAACAUCACAUGGAUCACAAAUCUCAAAUCUUUCUUUUAGAUCACUUUUGAUUGGAAUGGGAAGUUUCCAAUUAGUAAUUGACACUCUUGGCAAGAGCAUAUCACAGGGAUUGGCAACAAAUUGUCCCAGUAACUUUUGUCUCCCGGAUGACAAUUAUCCUUCUUGGUUAGCCUAUAAAAGUGAAGGAACUUCUGUACUUUUUCAAGUUCCCGAGGAUAGUGAUUGUCACAUGAAAGGGAUAAUCUUAUGUGUUGUUUAUUCAUCAACAAUUGAAAACAUAGUAGCUGAAUGUCUUACCAAUGUCUUGAUUAUUAAUUACUCAAAGUGCACCAUAAAGAUAUACAAGCGAGACACGGUAAUGUCUUUUAAUGAUGAAGAUUGGAAGGGCUUAACAUCAAAUCUAGAGCCUGGUGACAAUGUGGAGAUAUUUGUAGCUUUUGGGCGUGGAUUGUCGGUUAAGGUGACAGCUGCCUAUCUAAUAUAUGACCAUUCAGUUAUUACAGAAACUGAGCCAACUAACAUGAAUAUGGAGCCAUCUCAGGAAGACAAAUUGCAACCAUCACCUAAUGCAAAAAUGGAGCUAUCACCAAAUUUGAGAAGGGAUCCAUCUCAGAAGGUAAAUAAAAACAAAGAUAUCUUUACAAAACUUGCAAAAAGAACGAGACAGUGUUUGUGCUUGAACUAAUGUAGAAGUUUCAACAAAUUUUGAUUUGGCAUACAUUUGUCCUCAUAUGGUACUAUCUUUGUUGUAUGUGUUUUGCAAUAUUUUUCUGGGAGUGAGACUAAUUGUACUAUUUUAUAUACCGAGAGGAGACUUCAUGCCGUUAUUGUUUGUUUCAAUCAAUAUCCUUCAGAAACUCUUGUUAAAAGUUCAGUUCUCUAU